AUGGCUGUGGAGAGUGUAAUUAUAGAAGAUUCUGUGACGAGUCGCGAAGACGCGGAGAGAACGAGCGCGGCGAAUAUAAGAGACGUCGUGAAGUUUGCAUCUGGACGGAUAUAUCUAUCACAGGUGUGGUUGCACCUGGACUGGAUUGCCAAUGUGCCAGUACGCAAUGCGGGCACCUUGGCAGGCAACUUGUCGAUCAAGCAUGCACAUCCCGAGUUCCCCUCAGAUGUCUACAUUGUGAUGGAGGCUUUGAAUGCAAAGGUGAUCGUUCAAGAGUCGGCAUCAAAGCAGGAAGCCAUCAGCUUAGACAGCUAUUUGAAACUCAACAUGCAGGGCAAGCUUAUUCGUGGAUUUAUUCUUCCAGCUUAUUCCAAGGAGGAAUUCAUUUUCGAUUCCUAUAAGAUACUGCCGCGUGCUCAGAACGUACAUGCCUAUGUCAACGCUGGAUUUUUGAUAGAAUGGCAUGAUGCCAACUCUCAGGUGAAAAGUGCCCGCGUUUGCUUUGGUGGUAUUCGACCGGACUUUGUGCACGCAUCUUCUAUUGAGAAGCUGCUGAUUGGCAGCAAUCCCUUUGAGAAUUCUUUGCUAGAGCGGGCUUUUAGCAAUCUGGAAUCCAUUCUUCAGCCUGAUGAAGUGCUACCUGACGCUUCGCCUGCCUAUAGACGCAAGCUGGCCUGCGGCUUGUUCUACAAGUUCCUUCUGAAGGCGGCGACUCAACGUCAAAAGACAGUCGCGAAGAAGCAUGAAACGGGAGGUCUGCUGCUACAACGUCCAGUUUCUAGUGGAAAGCAGAGCUUUGAGACAUUUUCACAGCAUUACCCGGUGACGAAACCAACGGAUAAGCACGAGGGUCUCAUUCAAUGUGCUGGUGAGGCUACUUAUGCCAACGAUCUUCCCACGCAACACAAUCAGCUGUGGGCAGCGUUUGUGACUGCGAAACGAAUUGGUGCAGUGGUCACCAAAGUGGACAUAUCGGCUGCUAUGGCUCUGGAUGGUGUGGUGGCAUAUUUGGACGCAAAGGAUAUACCUGGACCCAACGAUGUGGCGCCUGCUACAAAGGAUCCGCACUUCUUUCCAACGGAGCAACAAUUGUUUGCUACGGGACCUAUAAAGUUCUAUGGCCAGCCAAUUGGAAUGUUGUUAGCCACAUCAAAUUCUUUGGCUAAUCGUGCAGUGGAGUUGGUUGAAGUAAGCUACAAAGGGGGAGCGGAGCAAGUGUUGCCCAGCAUGAAACAUGUGCUAGCUGCGGCUGCCUCUGGCGACCGCAUCAAACAUACUAUCAAGUCACUUAUCAGCAACUUGGACUUAAAAGAAGAACACGAGGUGUCCUCAAGCGGACAACUGGAUAUGGGCUUGCAAUAUCAUUAUUUUAUGGAACCCCACACGACUGUUGUGGUGCCCUUUGAAGGUGGACUUCAGGUUUACUGCGCUACGCAGUGGAUGGACUUGACACAAGAUAUCAUUUCGAAAAUGCUAAAACUGAGAAACAAUGAGGUGCAGGUGAAGACGCGUCGAAUUGGUGGCGGGUAUGGUGGUAAGGCCGAGUGUUCUAGCAUGGCAGCUACGGCGGCUGCCUUGGCAGCUUUUAAGCUUAAUCGACCCGUGCGCUUCGUGCAAUCGUUGGAGUCCAUAAUGACCUCAUUGGGAAAACGUUGGGCUUUUCAUUUGGACUACGACUUCUUCGUUAAGUCAAAUGGCAGAAUUGUGGGCAUAAACAGUCGCUUCUAUGAGGAUGCAGGUUUCAUGCAAAAACUUUGUCCGCUUGGCCAUACCCAGCUGUUGUCCAAGAACUGCUAUGAGUUUAGUGAUAACUAUAAGCUUGAUGGCUACGUGGUAUGUUCAGACUCUCCCAGCAGCACAGCCUGUCGUGCUCCAGGCUCCGUUGAAGGCAUUGCUCUAAUUGAGAACAUCAUCGAGCACAUUGCCUUCGAAACUGGUGUGGACCCAGCGGAUGUUCGCUAUGCCAACAUGUUGCCUGCUCAUAAAAUGGGUGAAAUGAUGCCCAGAUUCCUCACAAGCACACACUAUAAGCAGCGCCGUGCUGAAAUCAUGAAUCACAACAUAGAGCAUCGCUGGCAUAAACGCGGCUUAGGCUUAUGCAUAAUGGAGUAUCAAAUCGGUUACUUUGGGCAGUAUCCAGCUACCGUGGCGAUUUAUCAUGGUGAUGGUACUGUCGUUAUUGCUCAUGGGGGCAUUGAAAUGGGCCAAGGCAUGAACACCAAGAUUGCACAGGUUGUUGCUCAUACGCUCGAAAUUCCGUUGGAUCAGAUACGUAUCGAGGCAAGUGAUACGAUUAAUGGUGCCAACUCUAUGGUCACUGGCGGCGCCGUGGGCAGUGAAAUGCUUUGCUUUGCUGUUCGCAAAUCGUGUGAGACUCUCAACUCUCGCUUGGCGCCACUCAAGGAAGAAAUAAAGCCGGAGAGCUGGCAGCAACUCAUCAAUGAGGCUUAUAAUCGGAAGAUCAAUUUGAUAGCCAACGAACAGUGCAUACAGCAAGACAUGGAACCAUAUUCCGUUUGCGGUUUGGCUCUCACUGAAGUGGAGCUAGAUGUACUCACAGGCAACUAUAUGGUCAAGCGGGUGGACCUUUUGGAAGAUACUGGCGAGAGCUUGAAUCCCAAUGUGGAUAUUGGUCAGAUCGAGGGAGCUUUUAUCAUGGGCUUGGGUUACUGGACUAGCGAACAAAUUGUCGUUGAUCCUGUUACAGGCGAAUGCCUUACGAAUCGCACUUGGAACUACAAGCCACCUGGUGCCAAGGAUAUACCCAUUGAUUUCCGCAUCGAACUGCUGCCCAAGAGCCCCAACAAAGCGGGCUUCAUGAGAUCCAAAGCAACUGGAGAGCCUGCAAUUUGCCUGUCUGUUUCAGUGGCGUUUGCCUUGCAGCAAGCGCUACAGGCGGCGCGUGACGACGCUGGUGUGCCCAAGUCCUGGGUAACGCUGAAUGCGCCAAUGACACCCGAGCUGAUGGUCCUGCAUGCUGGCACGAAGGCGAGUGAACUCAGAUUAAGCUAAACGGUAUGUUUGCUUGAGCCCAACUCUAGAUAAAAUACGUGACCAGCAAGUCUUUACAGGCCAAGUAAGCUUCUAAUAAUGCAACUGUUAAUAUACUGUUUAUAAUGUAAAUUACAUAAAAUAUAAAUAAAGUGGUAUAUAUGGAUAACGUUAUAAAAGGAAGCCAAGUUUC
This is a messenger RNA of Drosophila busckii, 3184 nucleotides long. RefSeq names its product xanthine dehydrogenase. The record is from RefSeq and is a predicted model, not a curated record. The coding region runs from base 1 to 3012 and encodes 1003 amino acids. The transcript has 6 exons. Lineage: Eukaryota; Metazoa; Arthropoda; Insecta; Diptera; Drosophilidae. Gene Ontology annotation, molecular function: FAD binding; oxidoreductase activity; iron ion binding.